AUGUCGAAGUUGCAAUCGCAGGUUCCGGUCGAGGUGGUGGAAGAUUUGAGUAAUAGGAAUGGGGGGUUGGACGGGGUAAAUGCAUCUGGGAAUGAGAAUCCAGGGGCGGAGAGAAAGAAAGUGGUGGUUGUUGGGUUGGGGAUGGUGGGGAUUGCUUUUAUAGAGAAAUUGAUGAAAUUGGAUGCGAAGAAGAGAGAAUACGAUAUCGUGGUCAUAGGCGAAGAAUCACAUCUCGCAUAUAAUCGAGUUGGUCUGACGAGUUUUUUUCAACAUCGGAUUGUGGAGAAUUUGUAUCUGAAUCCGAAAACUUGGAUUAGUAUGCGGAUGUUCCGGCCGGGUCCCUCAAUUAUCAUAUCAAUACCAAGGUUGUGGAGAUUUGUCAUUCCAGCAAAAAAGUUACGUGUGCGUCGGGCGAAAACGGUCGCGUAUGAUAUUCUUGUUUUGGCUACGGGAUCUGAUGCCCUUGUGCCGACGCAAACACCCGGGCAUGAUGCCGAAGGAGUUUUUGUGUAUCGAAAUAUAGAGGAUUUGGAAAAUCUUAUCCGGUUUUCGGAUCAGAAAAAGGAUACACAUGGGCUUGUGGUGGGUGGAGGACUCUUGGGCCUCGAAGCUGCGAAAGCUAUGAUGGAUCUGGAGAAUUAUAAAAAAGUACAUUUGAUUGAGCGGAACAAGUGGGUGUUGAGUCGACAGCUUGAUUCUGAUGCUGGAGGCUUGGUGGUGGAACAGGUGAGAGGAUUGGGUUUGGAUGUCAUGUUGUCCAAACGAGUUGGCAAGAUCGAGGUGACAGAGGAGAACGAGGUGAAGGGUGUGGUGUUUGAAGAUGGAGACGAGAUGGAAUGCUCGACCAUCUGUUUUGCCAUCGGUAUCAAGGCUCGCGACGAACUUGCCCGUCAAGCAGGCAUUAAAUGCGCGGAGCGCGGAGGAGGAAUCGUCGUCGGAGAUGAUUUGAGUACGAGUGUCAAAGACGUCUACGCGAUUGGCGAGUGUGCGAGUUGGGAGAAUCAAACCUUCGGGUUGAUUGCGCCGGGAAUCGAAAUGGCAGAUGUGUUGUCGUUCAACUUGACACAGGCAAAGAUGCAUGCGUAUCGGAAAUUUAAGCGACCCGAUCUCAGCACGAAGUUGAAGUUGUUGGGAGUGGAGGUUGCCAGUUUUGGGGAUUUCUUCGCGGAUAGAGAUGGGCCUAAAAAUUUACCGAUGAGAGCGGCGAGGAAGGAUAAAGAUUCUUCGGGUUCUUCGAUACAAUUGACGACUGAACCUAGGCCGUCACCGGUUAAGGCACUUACGUACAAAGAUCCUUUCCAAGCUGUCUACAAGAAAUAUUUGUUCACCAUGGAUGGAAAAUAUCUCUUGGGUGGUAUGAUGAUUGGAGACACGAAAGAUUAUGUCAAACUGGUGCCUAUGGUAAAGAAUCAAAAGAUGCUAGAUGUACCACCUAGUCAGUUUAUCCUCGGAGCCAGCAAGGAAGGUGAUGAAGGUGGAGACGACUUGGACGACGACACUCAAAUAUGCUCAUGUCACAAUGUCAGCAAAGGAGACGUCGUCCAUUCAGUCAAGCAAGGCACAUGCAAAAGCAUCGGAGACGUCAAAUCAUGCACCAAAGCCGGAACGGGAUGUGGUGGCUGCAUGCCCCUGGUAACCAGCAUCUUCAACAGUACGAUGAAGUCCAUGGGUCAAGAAGUCAAAAAUCACAUCUGUCCUCAUUUCAACUACUCACGCGCAGAUCUCUAUAACAUUAUUUCCGUCAAGGGUUUAAAGACCCUCGCGGAGGUAAUGCGAGAAGCGGGAAAUGACCCCGAGAGUCAGGGAUGCGAAGCGUGUAAACCUUCGAUCGGAUCGAUCUUCAGCUCGCUCUACAACAAACACGUUAUUUCGCGUCCGCUGCAUGGGCUUCAGGAAACUAACGAUCGUUUCUUAGCGAAUAUUCAACGAAAUGGUACGUUCUCUGUUGUGCCACGAGUAUCUGCGGGAGAAAUCACGCCGGAUAAGUUGAUCCUUAUAGGAAAUGUGGCGAAGAAAUAUAAUCUCUACACUAAGAUUACCGGCGGUCAGAGAAUCGACAUGUUUGGAGCGAAGAAACAGGAUCUUCUGGCGAUCUGGAAGGAGCUGGUAGAAGGAGGUAUGGAAUCUGGUCAUGCGUAUGCGAAGAGUUUGCGGACGGUCAAGAGUUGUGUGGGAACUACUUGGUGUCGGUAUGGUAUUGGAGAUUCGGUGGGGAUGGCGGUUCGAUUGGAGGAGAGGUAUAAGAGUAUUCGAUCGCCGCAUAAGAUUAAGGGAGGUGUCAGUGGAUGUGUGAGGGAAUGUGCUGAGGCGCAGAAUAAAGAAAAAAGGUUUCAAUAUUUUUGUUGGCGGAAAGGUGGCGCUACACCCCCGUCACAGCGAGCUCCUAGCCAAAGAUCCGAUAAACUACAACGUACAGCCCGAUGGCUGGAAGCUCUUCCCGGCGGGAUCAAAUAUCUCCGCGAAGUUAUCUUGGAAGAUAAGCUAGGUAUUUGUGCGAGUUUGGAAGCGCAGAUGGAGGAAUUAGUGGGGAGUUUCUUUGAUGAAUGGAAAGCUGCGAUUGAGGAUGAGGAAAUGAGAGAAAGGUUUAAUCAGUUUGAUAAUUGUGAUGAUCGGGUUGAGAAUAUGGAUGUGCAGGUUGAGCGGGGACAAACGAGACCGGUGGAUUGGACGAAGGAGAGUGCGAAGACGGAUUUCAGGAAUGUGAAGUGGACGAGUUUGAAUUGGGAGAGGGUGAUUAAGAAAGAUCAUUUUAAGGGCGCGGAUAAGGCGCCCAGUGGGAUUUCGGCAAGUGUGAAGAGGGGGGAUACGCAGUUUGGCGGUUGGAGAGUACAGGGGAGAUGGUUGGCAAAGUCAGCAGAUGUGUCCGCAUAA
Molecule: messenger RNA, 2871 nt
Organism: Botrytis sinoallii
Lineage: Eukaryota; Fungi; Ascomycota; Leotiomycetes; Helotiales; Sclerotiniaceae
Exons: 5
Coding region: 1-2871 (956 amino acids)
Molecular function (GO): oxidoreductase activity
Source: RefSeq, a predicted model, not a curated record